Microstroma glucosiphilum is the source of this 2239-nucleotide messenger RNA. RefSeq lists its product as hypothetical. Gene Ontology annotation, cellular component: SCF ubiquitin ligase complex. Bases 106 to 2061 code for a protein of 651 amino acids. Gene Ontology annotation, biological process: SCF-dependent proteasomal ubiquitin-dependent protein catabolic process. Gene Ontology annotation, molecular function: protein binding. The transcript is spliced from 2 exons. The record is from RefSeq and is a predicted model, not a curated record. NCBI's taxonomy places the organism in Eukaryota, Fungi, Basidiomycota, Exobasidiomycetes, Microstromatales, Microstromataceae.
CUUCUCCCUUCUGACAUUAGCAUCACCUACCUCAGCAUACAUUGGUAGCUCGUAAAGCUUCAUUCUCUGGCUUAAGGCAGGGCCAGCUGAAUCGUGCUGCUCAACAUGAGCUCCAACGAGGGUACGCCGGCUUACCCUACCCCGAGCUUCACCCCUCCCCCAGGCGAAGAGGGGUCAUCAUCCUCGCCCCACUCUCAACCGUUAGCAUCACCUAGCAAGGUGCGCGCAGAUGGGACACAGUACGAUGAGAGAGAGCUAGAGGUUUUUAGGCGGGAAUGGCAGGCCGAGGUUCAGCGCAGGAAGGCAGAACCCGCUGCGCCCCAAGCAGGACCUUCGAGCCUCCCGCCACUCCGGAUACCGGCUGCGAAUGCUAAGGGCAAGGAGAAACAUAGAGAGAAGCCCCGUCUGUCGAGAGCCAAUGGGUAUCCUGAGGAGGAGCACAGUGUUGGACAAGCAGACAUGUCCUCAGACGAGGAAGCUCAGCCUCACUCCCCAAGUCGGACUCGGCACUUGCUACAGCUAGCAGAAGAGCAACGCCGUGCAGCUCUCCAGGAAGCAGAGGAGCAAGGCGCAACCCUACCACCACAGAUUCGCAGUCCACCUCGGCAGAAGCUCAAUCAAGAAGCACCUACGAAUGCCAGUGCCUCUAAGAAAUCGCAGAUGAAGGCGGCCGUGCAGGCGUAUGCCUUGGGCGCGGAAAUGGAGCGCAAGGGCCAGUUCGACCAGGCUACACAUCACUACCGGAGGGCUUUCCGGCUGGACUCGGCUCCUGACAAGCUAUAUGAGCGGGCUAAAUCCCUACUCAAGAUAGAUGGAAGCAAGUCCGUGGGAGCUUCAUGGGAUGCACAAUCAGACGCUCUUCUGGCCAGCUCGGAAGUGGGAGACAUGAUUCGCAGAGCAACGGACUUUGACGACUCCCGGGUGAUUGCCAUGGAAAGGCGAGAGCGGGAGGAGAAGAGUAGAGCAGCUGCUGAAGCGAAGCUGCCACACAAUGGCAAGCAGAGUGAAGCUCAUCCCGUUGCUGAUGACGACGAGGGGCCUCCUACCCUUGAAGAGGAUGAUCAGCUGGAGGCUAUCAUUGCCAGAUCGAGCACGGCAGUCGAAGGACGGGAUCUCUCACAAAUCUCCUUCACCGGCCGUCCAUCGCCUGUCAGGCUCUCUCAAAAGCCGAAGCCACUGGAGACCGAUGCAGAUCCGGCAGUCAGCGAUGUUACAGAAAAGCUGGACAAGGCACGCCUCAAUGGAGAAGAAGGCGAGGAAGGACCACCGCCUCUGAUAGCCAGGCUGCCCGAUGAGAUCCUAGCCCACAUCUGCAGGCUUGUAGUGGAGCCUAGAGGGCAGCGCGGCACCAAGAUCCGACCGCCCCGGAUCGAGGGCGUGCAGGACAAGCACGGAGCUCAGGUCGCGGGGAAGGGAGAGGACAAGGCAGUUCACGACAAGGAGAGACCCCCUCCCUCAGGCAAUGACUCUACAGCUACCCGAGCUGCAAAGGGCCCCGCCGGCGUGGGCAUGGUCCUGGCUGGAGCUGAUUGGCAAAGUCUGGAGAUGCUGGCCAGAGUCUCGUGGAAGUGGCGUCUAGCAUCGAGGGUCAAAGGCAUCUGGAGACUGAUCAUCAGCGAGACGUACCACGCUCCUCAACUUGCUUUGCCAUCGACAUUACCGAACCUCGCCAAUCCGCGCCUGCUGUUCAUCCACCACCCCCGCAUCCGCGAAACGGGUUGCUACAUUGCCGCCUGUCACUACUCGCGCCCAGGUCUAAGUGUGGACAAUCCCUGGGUUCGCGUCUUCCACACUGUGGAGUUCUACCGAUCCAUCCGAUUUCUCCCUGAUGGGAAGGCCCUGACGUUUCUGACGACGGACCCGCCUAGGGAGACGGUUGGGAGGAUGUAUGCGGGAAAUGGCGACAAGGGAUUCGCAGUGGGACGGUGGAGAGUGGAGAUGUCUGAUGGUGCUGAAGGGGCUCACAGAGGAAGCGCAGGAGAGGAGUUGGAGGUGGAAAAGGAGAAGAGACGCAGGCGAGGUGGAGCAAGAGUGAUCAUCGAAGAUCUCAAGGGUGAGUGAGGCAAUCAGAGCGGAGGACAGAAGAUCAAAGGCAAAGUUGUUGCUGAGACCCUCUUUCCUUCCUUCUCCCCCUUUACGUGUAUUCACAGACCGACACAUGUCCAAGUAUGCCUUUCGUAUGGUCCUCACCUUGCGAUGCACCAGUCGCGGCAAGUGGAACAAGAUGGAAAUGGUCGAG